AUGGGAAAAGUGUGGUUCAUCACAGGUGCCUCUCGAGGCCUCGGCAAAGCCCUUGUCGAGUAUGCCUUGUCCAAGGGCGAUUCGGUCGUUGCCACCGCGCGGAACAAGGACGACUUAGCUUUCACCAGCAAAGCUGGCGCGGAAAAAGUGCUUGUCGAAAGCCUCGACGUCACGGACUACAACCAAGCCCUGAAUGUGGCCAAGACUGCCCAUCAGACCUUUGGGCGCAUCGACCUCCUUGUCAACAACGCAGGCUAUGCCGAUACGGCCUCGGUAGAGGAUACCACAAUUGAGGAUUUCCGCAAGCAGGUCGACACCAACCUCAUGGGCGUGGUCAAUGUGACCAAAGCCGUCCUGCCCAUCAUGCGCCAACAAGGAUCCGGCUACAUCGUCCAGAUCUCCUCGGUUGGCGCCCGCCUGGGCAGUCCCGGUCUGGCAGCGUACCAAUGCGCAAAAUGGGCGGUGUCGGGCUUCUCGAUGGCUCUUCACGCAGAGGUCAAGCCGUUGGGCAUCAGGGUAACGUCUCUUGAGCCCGGAGGCAUCCGGACCGACUGGGGCGGCUCGUCCAUGAACAUCCCGACGCCCAGCGAACCAUAUCAGCAGACCGUCGGAGCAUUUGCCAAGUUCAUCAGAGACCACAAUGGGUGGGAAAAGUCGCUGCCCGAGAAAUUCGGCCCCAUCAUCGACACGCUCUACGAAUCAACAGAUCCUCCCGUUCGCAUGCCUGUCGGCCCCGACGCCGUCGGAAUGGCGCCCCAACUUCUCGACGCUCAAAAGAAAUCGGACGAGCAGUGGGCGGAGCUGGGCAAGACAUCGGCCGAGUGAGUGUCGUUCAGAAGCUCAAAGACACCCAGAGGGCAUGGCCAACAAAAUUAUAUCGGCGAUGGGAUACUCGGUGCCCGUGAAUAGUCCAGUUGACAAGGAAAGAAGCUUCUCGUCGUAGUUGGACAAGACACUAGUUUCCCCAGUGGUCGAACUUCUUGCGAUAGGCUCCAAAAGAAAAAAGGCCACUGGGCGAUGUGAUGGUCUUAGCCAGAGGGCAAGAGUUAAGCCUCGAUCGCAGGUGC
Cladophialophora immunda is the source of this 1067-nucleotide messenger RNA. RefSeq lists its product as uncharacterized. The transcript has a single exon. The record is from RefSeq and is a predicted model, not a curated record. Lineage: Eukaryota; Fungi; Ascomycota; Eurotiomycetes; Chaetothyriales; Herpotrichiellaceae. The coding region runs from base 1 to 825 and encodes 274 amino acids.